ACGAACACAACUUCACGCCCAUUAAUAUUUUUUGCUGCAGCCUUUCCUCGCUGCGUCUGAAAACGUGUACGCGUCAGGCUGUGCGCGUAACGGAGAGCCCACCUGUCCGACGAAGGUUGAUUUCACUCCGUUUCUUCUGCGAUGUGAAUCUUCCUGAUUUCUGUGAACUAACGGCGUAGUCAGAGGAGCCUGACGGGUAACUCGGGGUCACAGAUGACUCGGGUAUGAACAUGUACAGCCCUCCGAUGAACAGAAACACAGAGGCUGAAGAGGACUGAGGCUUUCCAGGGAAAAAAGAAAAAAAAAAAACUUUUUCCGCUCUUCCACACGGAGAGGAUGGAUGGAGAACAUUUUGCGCUGUCAGGAGUUGAGAGAGAAAGAGAGAAGCUCCCACCAAUUUACAACAGCUCCCCUCCUGCUGGUUUUGGGAGAGGACCAAAGCAGCCGUUUCCAUCUCUGGGCACCUUCAUCUCCACACUGAGCCAGCGGAGGGACGCAGUGGGGCGGGGCCUGACUCGCGGCAUGACUGGCACUCUGACCAGCACCCAGUGGCUCAGACAUGGGAGAGAGCUGCCUCCGAUCUGCAGUGACGUUCGUCAAAAGCAGCGGCUCUCCAUUGACACUUUGCCCCCCGAGGUCAAAGCGCCGUUCCCCUGUGACCCCAUCAUCCCCUUACGUACCAAGACCACCAAGGAGUUUCAAGAGGACAUGGAGCAUGCCGUCCAAUCAGGAGACUGGAGGGAGGUCCGAGAGUUUUACCUGACCACCUUUGACUCUUUUAUAGAAAUCAACGCUGCCUUUAAGCGAGAGGCGAACGGAUCAUUUAACACCAUAGACGACUCCGGAGUCAACGCAAAGUUUGUCAACGCUGUUUACGACGCACUGCUUAGCACACCUCAGGAUAUCCAGAAGUCAGUGUUGAAAGGGAUCAUCAACAGCCUGCUGAGGGAGUGGAAAGGGCCUCGGACAAAGGAUGACCUGCGAGCUUAUUUCAUUCUUGUUCAGAACCCCCAGUACUCCAGCACCAGUACGUACGUGAUCUAUGCUCACCUGCUGAGGCAGAUCGCAUCUCUGUCUGAGGCUGACCUCCACUUCCUGGUUCACUGGAUCAAAAAGCUGUCGGCGAGGCGGUUCAGGCAGCUGGUAGAGCGCCUCCUGCAGUUCAUCUCCACCCGUCUGUUACCUGCAGAACCAGAUGAACUUCCUCCCCUGGCAAAGUGCUCCUGGUGGGUCCCCUCUGCUACCAAAGUCCUGGGUUUGUUCAAUGCAGCCAACAGUGUCUCCUCUCCUCCCAUAAUGCCUUUCACUGACUUCUACAACAUCACUCUGGAGCACAUAGACUUCAUGGAGGAGUACAGGACCUGGCAGAACUAUGGCAACUCCAAUAGAUUUUCCUUCUGUCAGUUUCCCUUCAUCCUUUCGACUGUGGUGAAGAAAGCCAUCAUCCAGAAAGACUCGGAGCAACAGAUGAUCAGUCAAGCCAGGCAAUGCCUGGUCAGUAAGGUUUCUCGCAGGCAGAGAGUGGACAUGAACCUUUUGUUCCUCAACAUUAAAGUACGACGAGCACAGCUCCUCAGCGACUCACUGGAUGAGUUGAUGAGGAAGAGGUGCGACCUGAAGAAGAAGCUCAGAGUGACGUUUGUCGGGGAGGCCGGGCUGGACAUGGGUGGUCUGACAAAGGAGUGGUUCCUGCUGCUGGUCCGACAGAUCUUCCACACAGACUAUGGUAUGUUCACCUACAUGAAGGACUCGCGCUGCCAUUGGUUCAGCAGUUGGAAGUGUGACAACUAUUCAGAGUUCCAGUUGGUUGGCACUCUGAUGGGCUUAGCAGUUUACAACAGCAUCGCUCUGGACAUCCAUUUCCCCCUCUACUGUUACAGGAAGCUCCUCACUCCACCCACUGCACCAUGUGACCAAAAUGCCUUUGGCAUGGCAACUGCCACCCUGGACGACCUGCAGCAGAUCAUGCCGGAGCUGGCUCAUGGUUUAGGAGAGCUGCUGAGCUACGAGGGAAACGUGGAGGAAGACUUCUACCUCACCUUCCAGGUGUUUCAGGAGGAAAUGGGCAUUGCUAAAUCCUACAACCUGAAGCCUGGGGGAGAUAAAAUCCCUGUCACCAAGCAGAACAGGAAGGAGUAUGUCCAGCUCUACGUCGACUUCCUGCUGAAUAAAUCCAUUUAUAAACAGUUUGCUGCCUUCUACCACGGCUUCCAUAGUGUGUGUGCCUCUGAUGCUCUCAUGUUGCUGCGGCCAGAGGAGGUGGAGAUGUUGGUGUGCGGGAGUCCCGAGCUCGACAUGAGCGCUCUGCAGAAAGCUGCUCAGUAUGAAGGAUACAGCAAGACCGACACCACUGUACGGUGUUUCUGGGAGGUGGUGUUGGCCUUCCCUCUCGAGCUGCAGAAGAAGCUCCUCCACUUCGCCACAGGAAGUGACCGCGUUCCUGUUGGGGGAAUGGCUGACCUCAAUUUCAAAAUCUCCAAAAUUGACGUCCCAAAUGACUGGCUACCACUCUCUCUCAUCUCUGUCUUUACAUCAACAUGUUUUAAUCAGAUCUGUCUGCCUACAUAUCGAACCAGAAAGGAGCUCAAACACAAACUCACCAUCGCCAUCUCCAAUGCUGAGGGCUUCGGCCUGGAGUGACCAGCUCUGGCACACACAUCUAUACACACACACACAUCUAUACACACACACACACACACACACACACACACA
This is a messenger RNA of Labrus bergylta (ballan wrasse), 2712 nucleotides long. NCBI's taxonomy places the organism in Eukaryota, Metazoa, Chordata, Actinopteri, Labriformes, Labridae. The record is from RefSeq and is a predicted model, not a curated record.